Messenger RNA from Rhipicephalus microplus (southern cattle tick), 3983 nucleotides. Its product is annotated as dystrophin. Gene Ontology annotation, cellular component: plasma membrane. Gene Ontology annotation, molecular function: protein binding; zinc ion binding. NCBI's taxonomy places the organism in Eukaryota, Metazoa, Arthropoda, Arachnida, Ixodida, Ixodidae. The record is from RefSeq and is a predicted model, not a curated record. Gene Ontology annotation, biological process: synaptic signaling.
AGUUUUUAUAACAGGCGCGUGAACUAGUAAUUAGCGAACGACGACAGCGCGCUUGGUUGUUAUCGCUUAUCACUGCACCAGCGUGUCCCAUUUUAUCGCCGCGAUCGCAGCCAGCGAGCCAAGGCCAAGCAACAAUGUUCCGAUUUGAAAAUGGCUUCUCCGCCGUGGUGUGCGUGUGGCGGCGAUAAAUGUUGCGUUUAAUUUCCGAAUUCCACUCGUCGACGUUGUGUGUGUGAGAUAAGCGCGACGUCAAGCAUGGAUCGAUAGGUGCCGUCCACGGAAUACGAAGACGAUAUGGACGAGUGGGAAAGACAGGAGACGGGAGCCGGAAUCCCGUAUUACGUCAACCAUCGAAAGGAGAAGACGCAGUGGGAUCACCCGGAAAUGGUCCUCAUCAUCGAGAAGCUAACGUCCUUCAACGACAUAAAGUACGCUGCGUACAGGACUGGAGCAAAGCUCAUCUACCUUCAAAAGGAACUCUUGUUCAGCAAUGUACAUGUGUCGAUGCUGGGCAGCGUGUUUGGGGCGCAUGGUCUGGAAGGGGCGUCCCAGCACGAACUUCUCCUGGGCUGCGCGCAAGUCGAGGCCAUCUUGGAGGACCUCUACAAGCGAGCUCCGGGGGUGCAUCAACAGAAAGUGCCCCUGCUUGCAUCGCUAGCCCUCAAUCUGCUCCAGAACCUUUUCGACGCCAAGCGCAAAGGGACAAUCCAAGUUUUGCAAAUGAAGAUAGCCCUAUUUGUCUUCUGCGCUGGCCGACUGCUGGACAAGCUGAAGUAUAUUUGUAACGAGUUGCAAGACGGUACUCAUCGCAUUUCCUACGAAGAGUUGGAGAACUUCUUGCACAACAUCUCAAAGAUUCCCGAGUUCCUUGGUGAAAAGCUUUCAUUUGGCGCUCAUUUUGUUCCUGCUGCUGUUGAGAGCUGUCGAAAGCUCGCACCAGCGCUGCCUGCUGUUCCAGAUGACAUGUUCCUCAAUUGGCUGCUCAGGGAACCGCAGAACCUCGUUUGGAUCUCGACAUUCUACCGAAUGAGGUCAACUGAAAAUGUUGCACACCCAAUGAAAUGUGGAGCGUGCAAAACAUACCCCAUCGUGGGUCUGAGGUACCAGUGCCUUCAGUGCCUCAACUACGAUUUGUGCCAAAGCUGCUUUUUACACGGCAAUGUCAGUAAGAACCAUUCCAUCAAGCACCGGAUGCAAGAGCACUGCCAACAGACAUCUUCUUGGGAAAAAGUCAAAGCCGUCCUGAAAACCAUCAGCCUCAAGAUCCAGCGAUGGAAGCGUGAGCCCAGGCCCAGUUACCUUCCUCUGCAAGCCAACCCCGAAUCCAAGGCUCCAGCUCAAAGCCCUAAAGCAUAUCGAGUGCCACCAUCAGAUGAAGCAGACUGCGUGAAGACAAUGGCUCAGAACAACGCGCACAUGGCACCUUGCAUGGACACGCUUCACCAACAAGAGCUGGAGAGCAUCAUCGAGCGGCUCGAGCGAGAAAACAGGAACCUUGCCCGCGAGGUAGCUGCCAAAGAACACGGCACGGGUAGCCCGACAUCAGUGCCCUCGUCACCUCUCAGGCAGCGGUACCUGCACCAGCACUUGGCGCAGGUGGAGGUGCAGCUGAAACGCAUGCGCGGUCUUCUACAGGCGCUAUCAAGAGAGGAGAUGGGCUGCACCGACGCCGUGAUGUGUGCUCCCAAUGGUGUGGCUGGUGGCGGUGGUGUCAAUCAUCCCUGCUUGGCCCCCAUGGCGAACCCUGCCUGGCUUCAGAGCACUCCGGCCAAUGGUGGGCGAGUGCCGUGCAAAAGUAUGGAUCGGUUCAUGGAGAUCCACAAUGGUCUCAAAGCAAUGGAGGCCCCCAUAAACGCGCCCACCCCUCCGCCUCCACCACCAACACCGAGCAUGGUCUGGGAGCUGCGACGAGACGUAGCUGCAAGCUCAUCCACACUUCCAGAACCGCCUUCGCCCAUUGCCUGUGCCCCUCCCUCGGAGGUUGUCAGUGCCUGCGCAAACAAGGGUACAUUGGACUCUGCAAAGGAAUGCACUUUUGGGGACUUGACGUCGCCAGUACGGUCGACCUUUGUGGUUGACCCCAGCAGCACCACGGUGAUGGGCAAUGGCUGUCCCGCCGCACUGCCCGGGCUGCCACUCGACGGGGAGCUGGAGAGCAUUCUAAGGCAACUGGAUGACCUCCUGUCCGAACCCAAACAAGGUUACAACUCUGUGGCGGUGAAGAAUCACGUCAUGGAGACCGUCAAUCAGGUUCAGCAAGUCAUGGACCGAAUGAAACAGACCUGCUGAAAAGGCAGUUCCCACCAAUGUUUUUCGCAGGACCAGCAGAUUUCUGUAGCUUCCCAUUCAAAAGUUCGUCUUUUUUCCCCAAAAUGUUUUUAUGUACAGUUAGGACGUUUCUGGACGUAUUGGAGAAAAGGUGCGCCCUGUAAUGUAUUUCACGCUGAUUCAGCCUGUAUAGUAAGUUGUGCGCAACCGUGCUGAAAACUGGUACACAUUGCAACUUUCAUGUAAUCAUACCAUUUGCAAUGAUUACCAUUUAUGCUGGCGAACCUUUGUCUGCUGUGUCGUGCAGUUGGGAAGCAUCUCAAAACAAGUCCCUAGUACAGGAAAUUGCAGUUGAUGGUCAUAAUGAGCCAUUUAUUUUUUAUCAUUAUAACUAGACUGCAUGUUAAUGAAACAUUGGGAACAGCUAACUAUGUAAAUGUGAAAUGAUAUGUUAUGUUUGUUGAAGUCUCUGCUCUCUGAUGGAAUCGAAAAGCACUAUUGCGAAAAGCACUAUCUAUAGCAAAAUCUUAAACUGCUUCUUCUAUAAAGGGUCACGAAUGUACUUACCAAUGGGGAAAUCUCCAUGCUGACUUUCUGUGCUGUAUGUGGCAUGAGGCGAGUGCUAUAAGGGUAUCGAUUUCAUGUGUACCCACUGGCUGUCGCAUUGUGGUUGCUUAGCUCGCCGUAUUCAGCUUUUUGUCAGUCCUACAGAUCCGGAUUGAAACGAGUGUUAGUCCUUGCAUUCAGCGCAAGUGAAGAGGGGGCUUCGUUUUAGUAAAUUGUUAUACAUCUGUUUUUAUAGUUGAGCAUAUUUUACGUAUACCUAAAUGCAUACUUCUCUGUAAUCGCGGUUUCCAGUCAUACAGUUUUGUGGACAGAUGCUUGGUGUGACAAGCGCAUUUUUCCAUGACUUUACACAAAACUUUGUUAUGACACGGUUUAGCGGGCCUUGUGCAUGUGCCAGGAGGCAACGACAUUCCUACCGCGCACUGCCGUUUGUGGAGUGUGUGUAACAUGUCGCCAUAUAAGGGGAGUUGCGUGCUGUGUACAAACUCUCUAAAGCCGCCAUGCUUUUUUGCUGAGCUUUUGCCGCUCUUUUGUUUCUUUCUUUAAUCUGUUUAAUAAGCCCACCAGGAACAUGUCUCCUUGAAGGAGCACAACUGAUUGUGUAGAGGUGCGGAAAGCUGAAUUUCGGCUAAUGGAACAUUGUCCUAACUGUGCUGAAAAGAUGCAGAGGAGGCCAAUCCAAGCUUUCUAACUAGCCUCUGCUUUUUAUGGGUGUUGGUCAUGCGUGAAUUUAUGUCCACUGUGCGAGUGUAUGUGCGAAGUGCAUUUAACAGAACUCAUGACAUAUGAUCUGUAUUGACAUACGCCUUUUUAACCUAAUGCUUCUCAAUGCUGCUGAUUGGAAAUAGCAUCAAACCUUAAUUAAAGUAGCCGUUUGCUUAGUAACACCUAUGGCAGUUGUGCUGAAGAGUAUAUCUAUAGACUGCCUUGGAGGCAGGGUUUCUUCUUUUUUUUCAAAGGUACACUUCAAGUGUCUAAUUAUCAAAUUGUAGCUCAGAAAUUUAUUGUAUUUAUGCAUAUUGACCUCUUGUGUCCAACUGGGGCCAUACAAUGGGGGUGCAGCAAGAAGGGGAUAACAAAGUGUAUGUAUGUGUAUGCAUGCAGUGGUCACUGCGUGCCUUUAGUGUACGAGGUUUUAGCCUUGGAGC